Messenger RNA from Cajanus cajan (pigeon pea), 2428 nucleotides. Its product is annotated as subtilisin-like protease SBT3. Gene Ontology annotation, biological process: proteolysis. The record is from RefSeq and is a predicted model, not a curated record. Gene Ontology annotation, molecular function: serine-type endopeptidase activity. Lineage: Eukaryota; Viridiplantae; Streptophyta; Magnoliopsida; Fabales; Fabaceae.
AAAUUUUCAUUUAAGUUGCAUAAACAUUGAUGGAGCCUAAGCCUAACUUUCUGUUUCCAUUUCCAUUCAUGUUCUUCAUUACUCACUGGUUUCUAUUGGCUCUUCAUGGAAGGGCUGAGAGUUCCACAUAUAUAGUCCACAUGGAUGAAUCCCUCUUUCCUCGUGUCUUCAAAACCCAUCAUGAUUGGUUUGAGUCUACCAUUGAUUCCAUAAAAUCCGCAACACUUGGUGACUCAUCCAAGCAAUCACCAAAACUAUUGUACACCUAUAACCAUGCCAUGUAUGGCUUUAGUGCAGUCUUAUCUUCAAAAGAGUUGGAGGCUGUUAAGAAUUAUCAUGGCUUUGUUGCAGCAUAUGCAGACAGAAGUGCCACCAUAGACACCACUCACACUUUUGAAUUUCUCUCCCUAGACUCUUCCAGUGGUCUAUGGCAUGCAUCAAAUUUUGGGGAGGAUGUCAUUGUGGGUGUUAUUGACUCAGGUGUGUGGCCUGAGAGUGAGAGCUUUAAAGAUGAUGGCAUGACCAAAACAACUCCAAACAAAUGGAAAGGGACAUGUGAAGAAGGUCAAGAUUUCAACACUUCCAUGUGCAACUUCAAGCUGAUUGGAGCUAGAUAUUUCAACAAGGGAGUGAUUGCUGCAAAUCCCAAUGUUACACUCAGCAUGAACUCAGCUAGAGACACUGAGGGUCAUGGAACUCACACAUCAUCAACAGUUGCUGGCAACUAUGUUAGUGGAGCCUCUUUCUUUGGGUAUGCUAAAGGGGUGGCUAGAGGCAUUGCACCAAAAGCUAGGCUUGCCAUGUACAAGGUUGUUUGGGAAGAGGGUCGUGUAGCCGCUGAUGUUUUGGCUGGCAUGGACCAAGCCAUUGCUGAUGGGGUUGAUGUGAUUUCCAUCUCUAUGGGGUUUGAUGAUGUUCCUCUUUAUGAGGACCCUAUAGCAAUUGCUUCUUUUGCAGCAAUGGAAAAAGGGGUGUUGGUUUCAUCUUCUGCAGGUAACUAUGGUCCUGAUUUUGGUUCCUUGCACAAUGGAAUCCCCUGGCUUCUCACUGUGGCUGCAGGCACCAUAGACCGCACAUUUGGUGCUCUAGUUCUUGGAAAUGGCCAAACCAUCGCUGGUUGGACCUUGUUUCCGGCAAAUGCCAUAGUGGAAAAUCUUCCACUUAUCUACAACAAGAAUAUAUCAGCAUGUAACUCAGUCAAGGUGUUAUCCAAAGUGGCCACACAUGGGAUCAUUCUCUGUGACACUAAGUUAGACACAGUGUUCAUGUCUAAGCAAAUGUGGUUUGCUGAUAAAGCCAGUUUGUUAGGGGCAGUGUUUAUCUCCGAUUCCCCUUUAUUAGAUGACACAGGUAUUGGCAGAUCUCCAAGCAUUGUAAUCAGUGCACAGGAUGCACAAUCCGUGAUCAAGUAUGCAAAAAGCCAAAAGAAGCCAACAGCCAGCAUCAAAUUUCAACAAACAUUUGUUGGAAUAAAGCCAGCACCAGCUGCUGCCUCUUACUCUUCAAGAGGUCCUUCACCUAGCUAUCCUGGGGUCUUAAAGCCAGACAUAAUGGCACCAGGCUCAAAUGUUCUUGCUGCUUUCAAUCCUCAUUUGGAAACAGCCACCAUUAGCACCAAUGUGAUCUUACCUAGUGACUACAAUUUGUUGUCUGGAACAUCCAUGGCCUGCCCUCAUGCUUCCGGUGUUGUUGCUCUUUUGAAAGCUGCACACCCUCAAUGGAGUGCUGCUGCUAUAAGGUCUGCACUAGUAACCACAGCUAGUCCUCUAGAUAAUACUCAAAAUCCAAUUAGAGACUAUGGUUACCCUUCUCAAUAUGCUUCCCCUCUUUCCAUUGGAGCUGGGCAAAUUUAUCCUAACAAAACACUUGAUCCAGGUUUGAUAUAUGAUGCCACCCCACAGGACUAUGUUAAUCUCCUUUGUGCUUUGAACUACACAAAAAAACAAAUCUUAACCAUCACAAGAUCAACCUCCUACAACUGUUUCAAACCAUCCUUUGAUCUUAACUACCCUUCCUUCAUAGCUUUCUACAACAACAAAACAAGGUCAGUUUUCCACCAGUUUAGGAGGACAGUGACCAAUGUUGGAAAUGGUCCUGCCACAUACAGAGCCAAGGUGACACAACCUAAGAGCUUUGUGGUGACAGUAUCACCUGAGACAUUAUCAUUCAGAUAUAAAAAUGAGAAGCUGAGCUACAAUGUUAUAAUAAAGUAUAAGAAGUACAAGAAGGAAAAUAUCUCAUUUGGGGAUCUUGUUUGGAUUGAAGAUAGUGGUGCACACAGUGUUAGGAGCCCCAUUGUAGUGGCACCAAGUGGACUUGUGUGAGGACUUAGUUCUAGUUUGAGUUUUUCUUGUUAUGGACAUAAAAUUCUGAUUCCUUCAUCGGAUCAUGAAAAUAAUAAAUUUGAUUGAAAGUACUAUUUCCAUUU